Molecule: messenger RNA, 1539 nt
Organism: Rotaria sp. Silwood1
Lineage: Eukaryota; Metazoa; Rotifera; Eurotatoria; Philodinida; Philodinidae
Source: the annotation of a GenBank genome assembly
AUGGAUCCUUUUAUGAUUCGUGGAGCUUCGUUCACAUUAACUCAACGUCAAACUCAAACCGUUUCUCAGCAAUCUCACUCGAACAGAAUGCCGCUUCAAAGUUCUUCAACAGCAUUGGUAUCUGAAAACAAUAAUGAUAUUAUUAGUACACUUUCUGUACAAACACAAUCUUUAAAAUUAUUAUCUCAAAAAUCUAUGACUUUGUUAGAAUUAACACGACUCUUAGAAACAUGGGAAGAUCCUCACGCUACCACAGAGACGAUAGAUGCAAAAGAAAGAAUCACGAAUUGUUUUAAACAACGUUCAGAUCUUUUGGAUUUAUCAUUUCUUUCUCUAACUACUCUUCCUGAUGUUUUCGGAGGAAUGCAACAUGUAUGUUAUUUGUCGAUUUCCAACAAUAGUUUUUCAGAAAUACCACAAUUUUUAACUAAACUAACUUCCUUAAAACUAUUAAAUGUUUCUAAUAAUAUAUUGUCCGAGGUGCCCGAUUUUAUCAAGGAAUUCAAAUACUUGGAAUGGUUUAAUGCAGAGUGUAAUCAGCUUGAAAAAGUUACAGAAGAAUUAGGACAUUUGCCAAAACUUCAAACUUUAAUGUUGACUCAUAAUCGUAUUCUAAAACUUCCUGAAAAUAUUCAUCAUAUAAAAGAUCUUAAAGUAGAAGACCAAGUUCCACUGGCAUCUUUUAUCGACUUUUCUCCUGAAUUCGCAGCAGGCUGGGAAGAAACUUAUCAACAUGAAGGGACAUCAGGUUAUUUUGAAAUAUGGUUAGCACGUUAUGAAGAAAUGCUCAGACUGCCAAGAGCUGAAAAAUAUCGUCAAGCGUUUAAACAGCGUAUUAGUACAUUGCUAGAUGCGAUGGUGAACAAUCUAGAAUUACGUAAACUGUGUUAUGAUAAAGCACGUGAUGUUGUUGCAACGUCUCAUGAUGGUAUUUUAUUUGCCCUAUUUGAAAUGGAAAUCAAACAGGUUGAACAACGAAUAAUUGAAGCACAAUUAUCUGAUGAGAAAGUUCGUCAAGAAGUUGAGCGAGUCUUUAAUUUUUAUCGUUUACAAGAACUUGCUUUAUUAUGCGCACAAAAAGGUUCAUAUAAAAACAAUGCAACUGCGGAAGAAGCAAUAGUCGAUGCACAAGAAACGGUGUUGUUUUUUUACAUCUCUCCUGAAAAUACUUUGGAAAUGCCAUUGGAUCACGACGUACCAUGUUUUAUGUAUCAACCAGAUAUGGCUUUAGCAAAUCAUCAUGACGUAGCAAAAGCAGUCGUACAGAUUCGACGCGAAAAAAUUCAACUUGGACCUGAUUAUUUGAUUAAUUUUGUUUUGGAUAAGGAAUAUUGGAUUAAAUAUUUAUCGAAACAUUACGCAAAUUUCAUCACAGAACAUACACAAGUUUUUGUAGAUCAAAUGGAAGAAAUAGAAGCAAAAAAAGACAAGAUUAAUGAAUAUGAUUAUCUCAUACAGAUGAAUGCUUUAGUCGCCGAAAAGAAUCAAUCGGAACGAAAAUUGUAUUAUCAAUUGACUAAGAAUAUUGUUGCAGAUUGA